This is a messenger RNA of Aspergillus versicolor CBS 583.65, 1474 nucleotides long. RefSeq names its product Gfo/Idh/MocA family protein. Gene Ontology annotation, molecular function: nucleotide binding. The coding region runs from base 125 to 1288 and encodes 387 amino acids. The transcript has 4 exons. NCBI's taxonomy places the organism in Eukaryota, Fungi, Ascomycota, Eurotiomycetes, Eurotiales, Aspergillaceae. The record is from RefSeq and is a predicted model, not a curated record.
GUCGAUUCGGGACCACCUGGAGAGAACCCCGCAGUGUCGUGCCAUCUAUCUCGUUGAUAAAUAUCCUGGCUCUCGCGAAUUUCUCUCCUGGUUCAUUGUCCGCUGCAAACGAUCUUUCUGCACCAUGGCCUACAAUCUUCGAUGGGGAAUCCUCGCUACCGGAGGAAUCGCAGAGACUUUUGUGCGGGACCUGCUGCUGGAUCCAAGUAAAAGAGGAGUCACAGACGUUGCACACACUGUAGUAGCGGUAGCAUCAUCCUCAUCCAAGUCCUCAGCAGACUCGUUCGUCGAAAGACUCCAGAUUCCCGGACCAUGUGCGACAUACGGCUCUUACAAAGAGGCCGUCAACAACCCCGAUGUUCAAGCGGUCUAUGUGGCCAGUCCACACUCGCACCACUUUCAACACGCCAUGCUUGCUUUGGAAGCCGGUAAGCAUGUUCUUUGUGAAAAGGCCUUCACCGUGAACGCAGCCCAGGCCAAGAUCCUGUGCGACACUGCGCAGAAGAAAGGCCUUUUCUUGAUGGAAGCUGUUUGGACCCGGUACUUCCCACUUAGCAUUCAGGUCCGACAACUCGUACAAUCCGGAGCCAUCGGCGAGGUUCUGCGUGUUGUCUCUGACUUGAGCAUUGGUGUCGAUCCCGAAACUGCUUGGAACAGCGACCACCGCAUGGUUAACAAGGAUCUGGCUGGUGGCGCCCUGCUUGACCUGGGUGUUUAUGCCCUUACGUGGGUUUUCCAAAUUCUUUACCACACCCUACCUCGCGAUCAGCGUAAAGCGCCAUCCCAGAUCAUAUCUCACAUGUCCAAGUAUCCUGGGACUGGAUCCGAUGAAGAGACAACAAUGAUACUAACAUUCCCCACGACAACACCAUCCGCCCUCCCCAAUCGAACCUCGCAUGCCGUGGCAAUGACUGCCUUCCGUGUAGGAACAGACCCCGACGGCCGCGGCUCUGCUGGACCUUCUAUCCAGAUCCAGGGAACUAAGGGAAGUAUCUUGAUCUUCGGGCCCGCGUAUCGUCCUGAGCGGUACAGAGUGGUGCCAAAAUCCGAGGCAGGCGAGGCAGCAACCGUCCAAGACGUUCAUGUUCCUUUCCCUGGGGAUGCGCGCGGGAUGUUCUGGGAGGCCGAUGAAGUUGCUCGUUGUGUGCGUGACGGGAAGCUCGAAAGCGAAACCCUUCCUUGGGAGGAGAGUAUCGUCAUUAUGGAAGUUAUGGAUAAGGUGCGCCAACAGGGAGGGUUGGUUUAUCCAGAGGGUAUCGAAUCGACAACGUACCCACUGGAUCUCUAAUAAUUUAGGGCAGUGUCGCUCUGGAGUGGAGUCGAGCGCAGCGUACGCACUCUUACGAUGCUAGAUAGCUUUUAUCGUGAAUCAAUUCGAUGAGGUUACACAGUGAAUGCCUAUCAACAGUGUUGAUAGAUUGGCGAAUGCCCACAUUUACAGUACAAACCGGCAGUAAUUCCAACCAAAAAAACC